AUGGAGUCUCAAGCACCACCUUCCAAAAUUGCCCGUCUUUCAAAAUCUAGGACUGGACUAGCAAACGGUUGGAACAUGGAGAGAAAUAGGCGCGAUGGUAAUUCUGGGUCACCUCCGAUUGGCCUAGGACUUGAGCUGGGACGUGGUGAAUCUAGUCAAAGACCAAUAACUGGCUGCAAAAAAACUUACGGGUUCACCGUUCUUCAACUGCAGGAGCUACAACUGCAGUCUCUUAUCUACAAGUAUAUCCAAGCUGGAUUUCCUGUACCUUACCAUUUUAUUUUACCAAUAUGGAAAAGUGUUGUUUCUUCCCUUGGUAGCCUCAGUUCAAGCUUGUACCAACUCUACCCUAGUUUUCUGGGGUGCAACCCAUUAUAUUUGGAAUAUAAGAAUGGAAGGGAGCCUGAGCCCGGGAGAUGUAGGAGAACGGAUGGAAAGAAAUGGAGGUGUAGCAAAGAGGCUCUCCCAGAUCAAAAGUACUGUGACAGACACAUACACAGAGGACGCCAGCGUUCAAGAAAGCAUGUGGAAGCUGCUUCUCAUGGUAAUACCAGCACCAACCUCUCCAUUUCCCUCCCUGGAAUCAAUAAUGCUAGCGCCUAG
Molecule: messenger RNA, 603 nt
Organism: Dovyalis caffra
Lineage: Eukaryota; Viridiplantae; Streptophyta; Magnoliopsida; Malpighiales; Salicaceae
Source: the annotation of a GenBank genome assembly